Messenger RNA from Drosophila ficusphila, 289 nucleotides. Its product is annotated as neuropeptide-like 4. The transcript has 2 exons. Lineage: Eukaryota; Metazoa; Arthropoda; Insecta; Diptera; Drosophilidae. Bases 79 to 240 code for a protein of 53 amino acids. The record is from RefSeq and is a predicted model, not a curated record.
AUAAAAGGCUGCAGUCGAGCAAACAUCGAGUGCAGUUCGAUUUUGUUUGUCAAGUCGAGAAUUAAACCUUUCAUCAUCAUGCUGAAGCUGGUAUUGCUCUUGUUGGCCGCCUUCCUGGCCGUUGCCGUGGCUCUUCCCGCUCCGGGCCCCAACCCCAAUCCCGCCCCGGUGCCCCAGUUCGUCUACUCCGCCGGCUAUCCGGCCGUGGGCUACGCCUCUCCGUACGUCUACUACGGCUGAUUAUGCACACCCGGAUUCACUGAAUAAAGCUUUUCGAUAUUUGCACAAU